AUGAGCAAGCUUAUCCGCCAGGUGUCGAUCGAAACACCGGCACCGAAGCUGAAGGACUGCGUGCUGAACCUGGUCGUGCCGGUACCGGACACACCGGCCCAGGGUGCCCGCAUUCUGGUCGUGUAUGCGGGUGCCUGCUACCGCAAGAACCAAUCCACAUCGAUCUCCUCCAUCAGCAGUCAGCUGUCGGACACCGGGGACAUCACGACGUCGCUUCAUCUGCUCGCACACCAGGGCGUACGGGACGGGGCCCUGUUUCCCGGGUUUGAGGUGGCCGGUGUUAUCGAGUCCCUCGGCAUCGAACUGAAACCAGACUGUGGGUUUAAGGUGGGCCAACGUGUCAUUCUGUACCCGUACGAGGGCGUACCGCACGGGUACUCCGAGCUGAUGGUGGUACCGGACCUGAAGUAUCUGAUACCGAUACCGGACGAGCUGUCGCUAAGUGUUGCCGCCACACUGCCGACCGGUGCCCUGCUGGCGCAGAGUGCCAUCAUUGCCGCGCACAAGAUCGUAGACGAGCUGCUCAAAACGCGGCCGGGCGAGAAGGUGAAGAUGCUGAUCGUCGGUACCGGUGGAUUGGCACUGUGGGCGGUGCGCAUUGCCGCACAGCACUUCUACACACCGGCCACCAAGGAUAAGAUACAGAUCACUGUGGCGAGCCUGCGGGAUGAAGGGUUCCUGGUGGCGAAGAAGUGUGAACGGGUAAACAUUGUCCAGUGGAAUGAAGAUCUGUACGAGAAGCAGCUGAUCGAACGCACGCACGACGCCUGCGACGGUUUGGUGGACAUCGUGAUCGACUUUGGUACGACAUCGCGCAGCUUGCACCGGUCGAUGCAGUGCCUGACGAAGGGUGGCCACAUCUUCAUCAGCGACGAGGUGGCGGAAAAGUUGCUGCCCAAGUUUAGCAAGCGUGCCGAGGAGCGGGGCCAAACGAUCGAAGCCGUACCGACCGGUACGAUCGAGCAGCUGCAUCAGCUGGUGAAGCUAGUUUCUUCCAACGAGAUUGAACCACCGCCACACUCAGUAUUUCCCUCGGAUCAGGCCGCCGAUGUGGUGCGCAAGCUGGCCAGCUCGGAGAUUCCCGGACGUGCCAUCCUGAAAUUCCAUGAUAUCGAGUAA
Messenger RNA from Anopheles marshallii, 1119 nucleotides. RefSeq lists its product as uncharacterized. The record is from RefSeq and is a predicted model, not a curated record. Bases 1 to 1119 code for a protein of 372 amino acids. The transcript has 4 exons. Lineage: Eukaryota; Metazoa; Arthropoda; Insecta; Diptera; Culicidae. Gene Ontology annotation, biological process: alcohol metabolic process. Gene Ontology annotation, molecular function: alcohol dehydrogenase (NADP+) activity.